GGCCUUCCUCCGUUUCUCCGCGCCGGGGUCAUGGCCGCCUCCGUGGCUCCGCGAAGCAGGGCUCUGCUGGGGGCUGGCGCUGCUUGGCUGCGGCAAGGAGGCGUCGGGGAGCUACUGCGGGCGCGAACUGAAGGGGGGCCCCCGGGGCGCGACUUCAGUCUCUCUCAUUACCGGAGCACGGUCAUCGUGGAACGCUGGUGGAAGGUGCCGCUCGCCGGAGAGGGCCGGAAGCCGCGCCUGCACCGGCGGCACCGCGUGUAUAAGCUGGUGGAGGACACGAAACACCGACCCCAAGACCUCCUGGAGCUCAUCCUCACGCAGUCCGUGGACGAAAUUGGAGUCCGGGGUGAUCUGGUCUCCGUGAAAAAGUCUCUGGGUCGCAAUAAACUCCUUCCUCAGGGGCUGGCUGUGUAUGCAUCUCCUGAAAAUAAGAAGCUGUUUGAAGAGGAGAAAUUGCUGAGACAACAAGGAAAACUAGAGAAGAUCCAGACGAAGGCAGGAGAGGCGACAGUGAAGUUUCUGAGAAGCUGUCGUCUAGAGGUGGGGAUGAAGAACAACGUCAAGUGGGAACUAAACCCUGAAAUUGUUGCCCGCCACUUCUUCAAGAAUCUUGGUGUUGUGGUUGCCCCACAUGCUCUGAAGUUACCUGAGGACCCCAUCACGAGAUGGGGCGAGUACUGGUGUGAUGUGACUGUAAAUGGACUCGACACUGUAAGGGUUCCUAUGUCCGUGGUGCUCUUUCAGAAGCCCAAGACCAAAAGAUACAAGCGCUGGUUAGCCCAGCAAGCUGCCAAGACCACGGCCUCCACCAGCUCCCAGGCAGUCUGAAUGUCCUCUGCUUCCAAGACAAAGCAGUCAGAAGAGCCUUGGGAUAAAGCGGGCCAGCACUCGAAGCAAGUAUGAACCGUAGAGAACAUGUGAGCUCAACAGACUAAAUAGCACAUGUGUGUAAGGCUCACUGUGUUUGUCAAACAGUGUCCUCACAACCAGCUGUAUUAGAGCGUUCUGCGGCGGUAGAUUUUAUAAGCGGAUUAUCAGUGAACUGGAACAGUCUUCUUAGACUUUCCAUUGGAGAGUGCAUGGGAACAAGUGAAGGGCCAAGCCGUUGUUCUGACAAUCGCUGUAUUCUCAUCCAGACUGUGUCUCGUGCAGAAAUAAAGAGCUAUUUAACUGGA
Molecule: messenger RNA, 1175 nt
Organism: Peromyscus maniculatus bairdii (prairie deer mouse)
Lineage: Eukaryota; Metazoa; Chordata; Mammalia; Rodentia; Cricetidae
Gene: Mrpl9
Product: mitochondrial ribosomal protein L9
Biological process (GO): translation
Cellular component (GO): ribosome
Molecular function (GO): structural constituent of ribosome
Source: RefSeq, a predicted model, not a curated record